This is a messenger RNA of Leguminivora glycinivorella, 3964 nucleotides long. Its product is annotated as helicase sen1-like. The record is from RefSeq and is a predicted model, not a curated record. The transcript is spliced from 12 exons. Lineage: Eukaryota; Metazoa; Arthropoda; Insecta; Lepidoptera; Tortricidae. Gene Ontology annotation, molecular function: helicase activity; protein binding; transcription termination site sequence-specific DNA binding. Bases 263 to 3964 code for a protein of 1233 amino acids. Gene Ontology annotation, cellular component: nuclear body. Gene Ontology annotation, biological process: termination of RNA polymerase II transcription.
UAACAGCUUUUCGCAGGCUUUUUGCAUCCGUCGGUUAUUGUGCUUUACGACAGUUAAACUGUUUUCUUUGGGGGUUUACACUUAAAACUAAGUUAUCGGGACGAUUUUAUGUCUUUAUACUUAAAUUUCAUGCAUUCAUGAAUAAAAGUGUUGUAAUAUAUUACAAGUUUCAAUAAAACGAUCAGCUGUAGAAACCUCAACAUGCUAUUAAGUUAAUCAACAAAUUUGUUUAAGCGUUUUACAGUAAAGUAAUAAAAUAAUCAUGGCAAAGUGGAAACUAUGUCGUCAAAAGUUUGGCACAGAGGAGUUCCAUCUAGAAGAAGACACGAAAAUAUCAAUCGGCAGAGGAUACGAUAAUAAAAUAACACUGUCGAGCAUAGUGAUAUCGAGGAAUCAUUGUGUUAUAGAAGCACAAAAAGAUCGCAUACUGAUUACAGAUUUAAAAAGUUCUAAUGGCACUUACAUUGGAGGUAAAAAGGUUCUUGUUGGUGCUACAUUGUCUGCUAGGCAUAAUGAUUUAAUAGGUUUUGGGUGGACCACAGUGGUCAGCUCACUUCCAUCUAUCACUGACAAUGAUAAACAUGUUUAUAAAUUAGUUAAUGAAAACCACAAUGAAAAUGCAUUUAACAGAGAAUCUCUAUCUAACAGAAUUCAGUAUCUUAGUGACAGUGAUGAUAACCUGGAAUCAAAAAUUGCAUCCAUGGAUGCAGAGGAGGCAGAUGCAAAAGAUCUUUUACUAAAUAAAGUACAAUCUGAGUUGAAUAAAGUAAAGUCUUUGAAAAGAAAAUCACUUGAUAAUGUUGAUGCAGGUAGUAUAAAAAUUAAAAAAGACACCGUAACUGAUUCUAAAUCAAACAAUCAAGUUACGGAAGCAAAAAAAGAUGAAAAUAAUUGUGUAAAACAAAGCACAAAUGUCAUAAAUCUUUUGUCAGAUAGUGACAGUGAAGUAACAGCCAAAGAGUGUAAAAAGGGCUUACAUGACACUAAAAAAGUUAAAAUGGAUCCAAUCAUAGAAGAACAACCAAAAUGUGAAAUUAAGAAAAUUAAAAUGGAUCCGUUGGUGGAGGAACAGCCAAAGUCAAUAGUUAAAGAAGAAGUGAUCAAUACUGAAAAUGAGAUAUCAGAUUUUGAAGCAUUUGAUGUAAAGCAAGAGUAUUUAGGAUUUGAUGAUAAUGAACCCAUUGAAAUAGAGGAUAGUGAUAUUGAUAGUGAAUCUGAACAAUGGCUUAUGAGACUUUCUCAAAGCUCACCUGGCAAGCCGUUCAUAAGGCGCAGUAGCCAAAUAGUUGCUCAGCAAGAGAACACCUCAUACAGUCAGAUAGAUCCUAUUAUUGAAGUAGACAAUGAUGAAGAUUUCUGUGAUGAUAUAAUAAGUAUUCCGCCACCUCCAACAGAAUCUGAAAAUAAAAUAAGUCCUGAUAAAAAGAAAGGUGAUAUUGCUGCAAAAAAUAAAGAAUUUUUUGGGGAUAUAACUGAUGAAGAAGAUAUUUUGGAUGAUAUGAUAAGCUUGGUUACACCAAAAACUCCUAUUGCAACUGAUAAUAGGAUGGAGAUCAUGUAUAAGGAUGUGGAGAAAGGUGAAGACAGAGUUGAUGGAUUUUCUGCAGUUCCACCCAAACCUGUCACUGAGAAUCAAAAUGAGGUUGUAAAGAAAGCACAAAUGAUUGAGCCUCUUGUACAGCCACCAAGGAGGAAAUCACACUAUGCCACUAGUCCUGAAGGUGUAGCGAAAGUUACUACUACAUCAUCAAGAAGUACUUCUGUAAAAUCAUCUUCAUCUUCCUCUAAGAGGAGUAAGUCAUCAUCAAAACACUCAUCUAAAAACCAGCUUAGUGAUGCACUAAAAGAAGAACGAAGAAAGAAAUUAAGGGAAAUUGCUACAAAGGAUAAACAGAGUGACCUAAAUUCUAGUAAAACAGAUAUUUCGGACAAUCAAUCCAAUAAACCAAAGGUUAACAUUAAACAAACUUCUUCCAACCGAGGGGCAUUCUUGGCUGAAGAGCAAGUAGCGCAAGCAGUUGUGAAACCUAUGGCAAGAAAAACCAGCCCCGAAAAAUCUCAUAAAACGAAAAGCAAGAAAUCAGAAACAUCUCGAAAAAGUUCACAUAGUCGGGAGGCGCGUUCCGAAGACAUUGAAAACUCGAAAAAACGUAAAGAGAAAGUUACAAAAGAACCAGCAAAAGUUGAGACCAAAACAACUAAGAAACCAUCUGACACACGCGUACCGCUCAAAAGCCUUAAACCAUUAUCAGAAAGUGAAGAAUCAAAGAAACCAGUAUCAAAAGUGGAUCCCAUGCCACCUAAAAAGGCAAAGAAAUCAGUCCGUUUUUCUGAUGCUCCUCCUCAAAUAGUAGAAUUUGAAAUUGAGCCAGGAAACAGACUGAACAAGACUAGCUCUAUAAAAACUGCACUUGUGGACACUCCUCGGCGUAUGCCGACGUUCUCUUUAGAAAAAUUAACUUUAAUCAAAAUUCUCAGAUGGAAUCCACAUUGGCUAGAUGAGCAGAUUAAUAAUAAUGAGCCGCCUCCAAUAUUAGGACACAAUAAUAUUCCAUUAAAUAUUUUCCAUGCAUUUGAUAAUCAUCAUCAAUAUGUUGGGCAAGUCGGAGACCUGCUUCUGAUGGAGAUCUGGGAAUGCGUGACGCAGGGCUACAUGCGGGUACGGGAGCAGAACACCGGGAUCUCCAUGAAAAUCACUUCCCUGCCGCCUCCGCCGCCUCAGGAGCGCGUAUACGACUUAUUCAAUAUUACUGUAGAAAUUGCUGUUCCAAGGUCUGAAACUAGAAAUGUACCAAGAAUGGGAGAAAUAAUGAUUGUCUAUUUCGGGCCAGAAAAUGCAAAGAAUUCAAGAUUUCUCUAUGUGAAUAAUGUCCAGCAACCCAAUAACAGACGGCCCUGUUUCACCGUAAACUUGCAUGCAAUAUUCACCGACAAGAUGAGGUCAAUGCACCCCGGCGAAGUGAUGAUCGGGAAAAGUCUAGCAUACGUCCAGAAAGAACUGACUCUGUUUGAGGCGAUGGAGUAUUUGGCGGGGUCGCCACUGAGCGAAGCCAUUUUAAGGCCGGAACCACAACAUUUCCCGGAAGUAGCACAUCAUCCGGAAUGCAAUAUGAACUCACGGUGGGUCAAGGGCCUGAACGACAGCCAGAAGGCGGCCAUAAGCGCCUCCGUGUCGGCAGCGCUCGGAGACAGGCCGCGCAUACAGAUGGUGCAGGGACCACCUGGCACAGGCAAAUCGGCGGUUAUCACGGCAAUGGUGAUGGCGUACUUCUACGACCCGGCGGAGCGGCGGCUGCAGAACCGCGGCAAGAUCCUCAUCUGCGCCACCAGCAACGCCGCCGUCGACGAGCUCGUGUGUCGCCUGCUCAACAUCCGGCAGACGCUGCCCAAGAACGAGCGUUUCCGCAUGGUGCGCGUGGGCCGCGCCGAGGCGAUGCACCCGCGCGCGCGCGACGUCAGCUCGCAGCAGCUCGCGCAGCGCGACGCGCGCCCGCGCCCCGACCAGCAGGCGCCCGCGCUCAAGGAGGAGAUCUCAAGACUGACUGCCAAGAUCAACAUGUGGAAGAGCGCCAGCCGCGACGCCAAGGACCCGUCCCGCAUCGCCUACUGCGAGGAGCGCGUCAAGCAGUUCACGCUCAAGAGGGCACAGUUGGGAGGCUCCGGUGACGGCGGCGAGGAGCCGCGGCCCGAGGACGUGGCGCGCGCCGAGCGGCGCAUCAUCGAGUACGCGGACAUCGUGCUCACCACGCUCGCCUCGGCCAUCAACCAGAAGAUGCGCGGGCUAAAGCGCCGCAUCGCGCUAUGCAUCGUUGACGAAGCGGGGCAAGCGAUCGAACCAGAGGCGCUGAUCCCGCUCACGCUCGACGUGACGCGGCUCACGCUCAUCGGCGACCCGCAGCAGCUGCCCGGCUACAUCUGCUCGCAGGUGACACCCUCUCACAGCUCCAGCUGCAGUAGACGGUAG